Molecule: messenger RNA, 1373 nt
Organism: Acanthisitta chloris (rifleman)
Lineage: Eukaryota; Metazoa; Chordata; Aves; Passeriformes; Acanthisittidae
Gene: CDT1
Product: chromatin licensing and DNA replication factor 1
Exons: 9
Biological process (GO): mitotic cell cycle; regulation of DNA-templated DNA replication initiation; DNA replication checkpoint signaling
Cellular component (GO): nucleus
Molecular function (GO): DNA binding; DNA polymerase binding
Source: RefSeq, a predicted model, not a curated record
GCCUCCAGCCCUUCACCUCUGGCCACUGCUGGACCCCUGACAUCUCCUUCACCGAACCUGGCAGUGCUCCCCCCGACGCCCACCACCACCAGCUCCCCCAGCUCACGGUGCUGCGGAGCCGCCUGGAGCGUGUGCGGCAGCUGGAGCUCCGGAUCCGUCAGAGGAAAGCAGGAAGCGAAGCCACACCGGGAGCACAACCAUCCAGGGACAGUGGAGUGGCAGCUCCUGAGGCAGAGAGCAGUGAGAAGCCUCCUGCAUACCAGCGGUUCCACACCCUCGCCCAGGACCUGGCCCCAGGGCUCACUCUGCCCUACAAGUUCAAGGUGCUGCAAGAGAUGUUCCGCAGUGUGGACACCAUUGUUGGGAUGCUCUUCAACCGCGCUGAGACCAUCACCUUUGCCAAGGUCAAGCAGGGGGUGCAGGACAUGAUGCGCAGGCAGUUUGAGAUGCGGCAUGUAGGGCAGAUCAAAGCUGUCUACCCCUCUUCGUACCAGCUGCGCCAGGAGAAGAACAUCCCUACCUUGAGCAGCAGUGGGAAGAAGUCUGAGUACCAGCUCACGCUGGAGCCAGUGCUGGGUGAAGAGGAGAAGGUGGAUGGUCGCCCACACCUGUCGGCGUCACGUUUGCUGGAGCGCAGGAGGGAGUUCCACCGCAACCUGGUCAACAUUGUCAAGCAGCACCACAAGGUGAGGAGCACCUGGCACCCUCCAUUCUGGGGGGCUGAGGAGAAGCUGACCCGCUGGCACCCACGCUUCAACGUGGAUGAGGUGCCAGACAUCAGCCCUGUGGAGCUGCCGCGGCCGCCGCAGGAGGACAGACUGAGCACGGCCCAGGAGGUGCUGAGCACAGCUCGGGGGAUGCUGAUCCCCAAGAUGGAAAAAGCUCUUGCCAACCUGGCCUUAAGAACUGCUGAAGCCAGUGUGGGGGAGCCAGUGGUUUCCAAAGCAGCAUCCCCUGCCAGCACCUCCAGCGCUCUCAAAGGGGUGUCCCAGGCCCUGCUCGAGAGGGUCAGGGCGAAGGAGACGCGGCGGCUGGAGGCGCUGAUGAAGCGGGACGUCCAGCAGGAGCAGCGUGUGGCCAUGCUGCGCCGCCUGCCCACCAUGGCCAGAGUCCUCCGCAACGUCUUCGUGGCCGAGAAGAAGCAGGCGCUGACCAUGGAGGUGGCUUGUGCCCGAAUGGCCGACAGCUAUGACGAGCAGAUGCCACCUGGUGAGAUGGAGAAACACCUGCGGCUCUUUGCGGAGCUCCUGCCCAACUGGGUGGGUGUCCAUGCCCUCAGGACAGACACCUACAUCAAGCUGGACAAAGAGAAGGAUCUCAACAUCAUCACCGAGAGGCUCACCAAGGCGUUGAAGGAGGCAGAAGCUCUCUGA